AUGGCGACGAUUCUGCAAAGCCUCAGAUAUCGAGGGGUGGUACACUUCACUUCCCCGCGCAACUUCCUAAUCGGGAUGUUGACACAGAAAAGCACGCUAGUGACUUUCUCCUGCGCUUUCCCAGCGUCGCGACUUGCAAACUCCUUCGCCCUUCAACUCAAAACUCCAUUCAUCCUGCCCACUCUCAUCUUCUACCACAGCUUCGCUCUACCGCCCCCAGCCUCACAAAACUCCACGAGUUUUAUCCAAGUAUCUCCCGCCCUGCGUGUGCCUCCUUUCCACUCGCUCAGUCUGCUGACACUUCACCUCCGCAGACGAGCAAUAAUGGCUCCCUUCACCACGAACGGAUCAAAAUCAACAUACUCCCAGCUCUCGAUGCCUACCAGCCAACACGUCGCAUUCGCGGACAUUCUCUUCACCGGCUCUGACGAAGCGAUUGCCAAGCUCGGGAGCGCGAUUCGAGAUGAGGGGCUCCGACUGCCACAAGACUGUCAAGAUUCCUGGGAAAAUGCGCUUGCAGCCGCCAUUCAAUACCAGACAAGGAAGAGCACAUUCCCUGCAAUGCAAGACAUCAACGCACUCAUUGCGGAAGCGGAAACAAUGGCUGACGCGCCUUUCGCCGAGUUCGACAAUAUGAUCAUGGACGCUACAUCGACUGAGGGCUCCAUCAUACCUCCUGUCAGUGGAAACGGCUUCAACAUCGAAGAAGCCUUGAGCCUGCUUCGGAGUGUGUCCUGGGCAUACUUCGAGGGACGUGUGUACGAGAUUGGCAUCGUCACCCAGCAUGCAAACCUCGCUACACAUGAGGUGGAUCUCCUGCCUUCGUUUCCUGGAAGUGUUCCACCGGCAACUGACACGCUGUGGAUGACACGUCGUCUGGAGACCACUACAACUGGUGAAGUCAUUGAGUCGUGGGACACCCUCCUCCCAGCCGCCCCUCAGCAGCAAUUCCUCGCACCACCGCCGUUGCCAAUCGUUUCGACUGCAGCAGGUCAAGCAGGCCGCGUCGAUCAGAGCUCACCGAUUCUACUCCCCCGGAGCAACUCAGUGGAGCCUGUCUCCGAAGUAGAGUCCGAUCCUGAGGGUGAGCUGGACGCCACCAUGCUGCCCAACACUGAUCAGACCGGACAGCCAGUCAAGCUCGCCUUGUCUGAUCUCCUCAUCUAUCCAGAUCCCUCGGCUGGCGCUGGUCUGACCGACGAGGAGAUCCUCAGCGGCAAUAAUUUCCAUCCUGAUGCUCUCGUGGGUGAUCUGAUCUUGCGCCUAGCCUUGAGCUACAAGACAACGACUCUGAUGGACCGCAUCAACGAGCUUUACGUUACAGCCAAACUCCCGACUCGUGUCUACGGGUCAUACACGAAGCGAGUAACUAACGCAUUCCACGCUCGCAUGAAGAAGCUUGAUCUGCGCGGCGCGAACGGCGUUCCCCUUCGAUACAACACUCUACGAGCUCAGUUUGAUCGAUAUAAGAAUGAGCAGAGCAUCAGAAAGCGUCCGGGGAAUGAGUCCGAGUACAAGAACAAGGGUGUCAAGAAGGAGGAUUGGCAAGUCUCGAAGAAGGCCCGACGCUCUAGGAAGCGUCCGGCCGCGGGAACGACGGACGACGUGGAAGAUGGAGAGACCACGGGUCCUCCUUCGAAGCGCGGCCGGAAGUCGAAGAAGGCGAAGUUCAGUCCUGAGGAGGUCGAAAUGGAGUUGGAGGAUGGAAGUGACCGAGCAGGCACAUCCUGA
This is a messenger RNA of Zymoseptoria tritici IPO323, 1731 nucleotides long. RefSeq lists its product as uncharacterized. The coding region runs from base 1 to 1731 and encodes 576 amino acids. The record is from RefSeq and is a predicted model, not a curated record. NCBI's taxonomy places the organism in Eukaryota, Fungi, Ascomycota, Dothideomycetes, Mycosphaerellales, Mycosphaerellaceae. The transcript has a single exon.